AUCCGAUGAUAGAGCGCGUCGCUGCAACCCCAACAACGAAGCGCCCCUUAACAGGUCGGUCUCGGUCGUGAUCGGCUCACGGCUGCCGUGUAUAAGUAUUAGAGCAGAGAAGGGCGGCUUUUCUCUGAGCUGCUCCCUUCAUUGUGCCCCAGCUAUGGUCCGGGAGGCGCGAACGGCUCAUCCCCUUUUGCUGGUCGCCGUGUUCGUGGUCAUGUGUGCUGCCAUACCACACUCCGUUAUGGCAAUAGACCUCAGCCGUCUCUACGGACAUAUCAGCUCCAAAAGAGGUGACGCCUGUCAUCCGUAUGAACCCUUCAAAUGUCCUGGGGAUGGGAAUUGCAUUUCCAUCCAAUAUUUAUGUGAUGGCGCGCCGGAUUGUCCGGACGGAUACGAUGAAGAUUCACGACUGUGUACAGCAGCAAAAAGACCUCCUGUAGAAGAAACAGGAAGUUUUCUAAAGUCCCUCCUACAAAGCCACGGGCCAAAUUAUUUAGAAAAAUUGUUUGGAAGUAAAGCUCGAGACGCUCUUAAACCACUUGGAGGAGUUGAUAAAGUAGCAAUAGCAUUAUCAGAGUCACAAACGAUUGAAGAUUUCGGAGCAGCCUUACAUUUGAUGCGAUCAGAUUUAGAGCACUUACGUUCAGUUUUUAUAGCAGUAGAAAAUGGAGAUUUGGGAAUGUUGAAAUCAUUGGGUAUAAAAGAUUCAGAGCUGGGAGACGUGAAAUUUUUCCUAGAAAAAUUGGUGAAUACUGGAUUUUUAGACUGAACCAUAUUUGACCCUGCUGCUGUAUUCUUCGCUCACCCCCAACCUCAUUUACCGUUGAGUAAAAAUUUUUAUUCCUAUCUUCCUUAUUGAUUUUGUCUAUCUGCCUGUUUAGCAGCAGAGUCCACUAUCUAUCCGUCCCUCACUUUCUCAACCAAUUUUAAGUUAACAACUACUAAUUAGCUUUAAUUAUGUUAGACUUUGCUGAACAGUCUUUUUUUGCUGUCUCGAAAGGCUGCCGGCACUCAUCAACAGCCAAUAUACAAUUUUACAGACUUAUGAAAUACAUAUCAAAGCAACCAAAAGGUCUUUGACAACGGCACAUAUCAUAGCUAAGUGUAUUGUUAAUAUAAGGCAAUGUGUGAUCACAAUAUUUAACAGUUUUUAUUAAUGUUAUUUAGACAUCUGAGUGUUUUUCAACGAGUUUAUCUCCAGAGGAAGGUACACCAAAAAUGCGUUUUUUUGUUUAUUUGGUUCCAAACACUUUCCGAAUCGAUUACAAUCUAAUGGCAAAAGUAGUAUUUUCACAUAAUACUUUCAAAAUGUCUUUUUUGGUGCUUCUUGCUCAAAAAGCAAUUAUCGUGACACUAGAUGUAGUUUUUAAGAAUAAUAUUUAAGGAUAUUGUAAUUUUGAAAUUUAUAAUGCACCGGCUGGCCGGUUGAUAGCACUAAAAUCCUAUAACUCGAGCUAAAAAACCUUGACGUUACCCUAAAACUUUGUUGCGAUUAGUGCAGGGUAACAAAGUGCUAGUUCACGUUAAUAUUUUCUCCUCCGGUAGGGGAUUUUAGUUAUUUUAAUAAGCGGCAACGCUGGGUUGCCGGGGAGCGCUUUGUAGGGCCUAACGCGCAUUCGUCCUGCAACCUAUGGGAUCCCGCAAGGCCGAUAUUGUGAUUUUUGUAAAUAUAUAUUACCAUCGAUGCCGUGAACACGACUCUAUUUAUAGAUAACGACCUGACACUUUACCAUCAAAAAUAUUUAGAGUGUGUGAAACGUCAUCGUUGAUUAACAAGCACAAUCACAUCCGCAAGACGCGAAAAAUAUAGUCAAUAUGUUAUAUAUUGUCUGUCUCUUCCUCGUCCUUCGACAAAUAUUUACCAAAAUCGAAUGUUUCGACUUGAAUACUUUUCAAUUUUUGUCACUAAGAAAUAUAUUUACCGUCGAAACUUUCGCAUUCUUAUCGGUAAAAUUUGUCGAAAGCCCGGUUCGGGACAUCUGCUAUGUAUAGAUAAAUAUUUAUAUAUAUAUAGAAAACAUUUAUAAAUAUAUUUUUUCGAACGGAAGUGCAGAUGUUUUGUGUUUGGUGCGCGAUGAAACGAUCAUUUGAAUGAUAUACCUCCCGUUUUGAAAAUGUUUUAAAAUAAAGGCUGGUCUAUCAAUUAUUAUAUAAAUAAAAUACAUAUCAAAUAUUUUUAUCGUUACACAUUACGUAUUUAUUUAUUGUGAAGUGGAAUUUCUAACUUAAUAAAUACAUUAAGAAAAAUAA
Messenger RNA from Diorhabda sublineata, 2247 nucleotides. RefSeq names its product IDLSRF-like peptide. The record is from RefSeq and is a predicted model, not a curated record. Bases 155 to 766 code for a protein of 203 amino acids. The transcript is spliced from 3 exons. NCBI's taxonomy places the organism in Eukaryota, Metazoa, Arthropoda, Insecta, Coleoptera, Chrysomelidae. Gene Ontology annotation, molecular function: protein binding.